AUGAAAAGAAUAUCAACAACUCAAGCAAUGCGAAAUAUGCAAGAAGCAGGAUCAUUUGGAGUGUUAGAAACAGAGGAUGAUUUAAUAGUUUAUUCUUCUGAUUGUUAUAACUACAAGACCUGCGUUCUGACAGGAUUAAGUGAUAUAUGUUAUUUUGAAGCAGCAUUAUUAAAUAGUGAAGGAGAAGUAAGAAUAGGAUUUGCAGAAGAGAACGUGGAUCUUUUAGGACCAUUGGGAACAGACUGUCAUGGAUUUGCACUGGGUAGUAAAAAUGGAUACGGAUUUUCCAAAUCAAAGAGAAUAAAUUUUGGUGGGAGAUACCGAAAACACGACAUAGUAAGCUGUGAAAUAAUUAGAAAAGAUUCAAAUAAAUUUGUAAAGUUUUACAUAAAUGGAGUGCAUUCAUUUAAAGACUUUGAAGUUCCUAAUAACAUAGUGCUUUAUCCAGCAUUUUCCUUGUAUGGUUUCAGUAACAUAUCUUUAAAUUUUGGACCAUAUUAUGCUUAUAAAGAUUUAAUUGAAAGAAGAGCGAAUGCUGAAAACAAUAAUUAA
Messenger RNA from Hepatospora eriocheir, 552 nucleotides. The record is from the annotation of a GenBank genome assembly. NCBI's taxonomy places the organism in Eukaryota, Fungi, Microsporidia, Hepatosporidae.